GUGCGAACACUAAGUGACAGUUCAGCUUUAAUGGCUUGUCGAUUUCGCAGUAUAGUAAAUGAACGUUACAGAUCAACAUCGUGCUUAUUACGGGGUAUGCAUCCGAUCCUCCUUGUUCCUUUCUCUGCCCCGUUCGCUUGCCUCUCUCGCCUGAGUUUUCCCCUCGGAGAACCAGCAGGAUUAAGCAGUCCGUCAACGGUUACGGUUACUGACAUAUGCCAAAGCAAAUCGCAGAAUCCAGUUCCACUCCACUCGCCUUCUCGCUGCCCCCUGGUCGCGUCGGCUGACUGCCUUUUGUGUGCUUGACUGUGUGUGUACAUGCAUUUGGGCAUGCAUGUGGUUUGUGUGUGCGCACGCUGGUAGUAGCUGAAAAGGAUCCUCCUCCGCCCCGUCCUGGUUACUGUAGCUCAGAUUGCCGAGGCGAACGGACGGGAGCACCAACUCCAGCCCUCUCCCAGUCCCGGGGAUUCGUUUUUUUCGACACGUCUUCAGCGGAUCGCGUUACAUUUACAUUACUGGGGGAUUUAAGCCGCGAGGAGUUUAUCAUUCUUUGGCGCGAGCUCCGUGGACAAUGUUUCUCGUUCAGUACACAGGGCUGAACCCGCUGUCUUUCGACCCGGCCUCCAACAACGAGCCCCUGCAGUUCAGCAGCACCAACGGGCCGCUGGUGACGGACUGCCCCCUGGAGAACGGGGCGGAGAACAGCAAGAAGAGGAAGAGGCCCAACCUGCCCCCAGAGGGCAUCCGGAGCAUGGCCAUGGACUCCAGCCCCAUGGGGAUGCCCAUGUCUGACCCAAACGCCUGGGCCACCGCCAUGAACAACCUGGGGAUGGCGCCGAUGGGUAUGACCGGACAGCCGAUCUUGCCAGAUUUUGACCCCGGCCUCGGCCUGAUGACCGGCAUCGCCCCCAUGAACCCCAUGAUGCCCGGCCUGGGCAUCGUGCCCCCGCCCAUCUCGCAAGACAUGCCCAUCGUCAAGGAGAUCAUCCACUGCAAGAGCUGCACCCUGUUUCCUCCUAACCCCAACCUGCCCCCGCCUGCCACCCGGGAGAGGCCCCCCGGCUGCAAGACGGUGUUCGUGGGGGGGCUGCCGGAGAACGCCACGGAGCAGCUGAUCGUGGAGGUGUUCGAGCAGUGCGGCGAGAUCAUCGCCAUCCGCAAGAGCAAGAAGAACUUCUGCCACAUCCGCUUCGCCGAGGAGUUCACGGUCGACAAGGCCCUCUUCCUGUCCGGGUACCGGAUCAGGCUGGGCUCCAGCACGGACAAGAAGGACACGGGGCGGCUGCACGUGGACUUCGCGCAGGCGCGGGACGACCUGUACGAGUGGGAGUGCCGGCAGCGCAUGCUGGCGCGGGAGGAGCGCCACCGGAGGCGGAUCGAGGAGGACAGGCUCCGCCCCCCGUCGCCGCCCCCCAUCGUCCACUACUCCGAGCACGAGAGCAGCCAGCUGGGAGAGAAGCUCAAAGACGAUUCCAAGUUCGCGGAGGCGGUCCGCGUCCUGCUCACCUGGGUGGACCGGGGGGAGGUGAACCGCCGCAACGCCAACAACUUCUACUCCAUGAUCCAGUCGUCCAACAGCCACAUCCGCCGGCUGAUGAACGAGAAGGCCGCGCACGAGAAGGAGAUGGAGGAGGCCAAGGAGAAGUUCAAGAACGCCCUGGCGGGGAUCCUCGUGCAAUUUGAACAGAUUGUGAGUGUAUUCCACGCAUCCUCCAAACAAAAGGCGUGGGACCAUUUCUCCAAAGCCCAGCGCAAGAACCUGGACAUGUGGCGUAAGCAAGCGGAGGAAAUCCGCAACAUCCACAACGAGGAGCUGAUGGGCAUCCGGCGGGAGGAGGAGAUGGAGAUGUCGGACGACGACAUGGAGGACGUCCCGGAGAGCAGCAAAGACUCCGACGACUCGGGCCCGGCUGCGCAGGCGGAGUCGUUGCGUGAGGAGAACGACAGCCUGCGCUGCCAGCUGGACGCGUACAGGAACGAGGUGGAGCUGCUGAAGCAGGAGCAGGGCAAGGCGCAGCCGCAGCGCAGCGAGGAGGAGGCCACGCGCCAGCAGCAGCUCAGCUUCCUGCAGCAGGCCCUGCAGGGCAUGCAGAAGCAACUGCUGAAGAUGCGGGAGGAGCUUAAGCAGAGGGAGGCGGAGCUUGAGAAGACCGGCGAGGAGAAGGCGCAACUCGAGAGCCAAGUGCAGAGCCUGAAGGAGCGAGCGCUGGCCUUCCCCCACACAACGCCCUCUCCUCUGGAGACGUCGGAGCAGGAUGACAGAGGGAGUGAGGAGAGUGCUAAUCAAGCCAAUGAAGCGGCUGCGUCGGCGGUGGUGUCCUGCAGCCAGGAGAAAGAGAACGUUCCGGAAAAGGGCCCCCCCAGCCCGGUCAAGUCGGAAAGAGAGGCCCUGCUCGUCGGAAUCAUCUCCACCUUUCUCCACGUCCACCCGUUCGGCGCCAGCAUCGAGUACAUCUGCUCCUACUUACAGCGCCUGGACACCAAGAUCAGCACGUCCGAGGUGGAGGCGCUCCUGGGCCGGCUGCCCUGCACCUUCCGGCAGGAGCUGACGGGCGUGGGCGCCAGCCUGGAGAAGAGGUGGAAGUUCUGCGGCUUCGACGGCAUCAAGACCACCUAAGGGCGGCCGCGACGGAGGGGCCAGGAACCCGGAGGGGAGGGGGAGGAAGGGGGGGGGGGAGAGGGGGAGGGACAACAGGCAGGGCUGCUCCGCCCAUACCCUGAGCCCGAAUGUGUCGGUGCUACGGGACGGCGCGGGGGGCGCACGGACAGGGGCGGGACCGUUACCCAGAGACACACUGGCUGUCCGUCCGUCUGUCCGUCCGGCUGCAGCCUGAGCCGGACCACCUGGGCCAGCUCAGAAAAUCAGGGUCUGCUCGAGGCUUCGUUCUGCCAACCGACCUUUCUUUCUCCCACACUCGUUUCUUUUCCUUAUGUAAAUAAGUAUAUAAAUAACAUAUGAAUAUAUUUCUUCACUAUCUGUACAGGAUGUCAACUGUCCCGUAAAAGGUUUUUUUUUUGCUUUGGUUUAUAUAUGUAUACAUACAAUCCAUGUAUAAAUAAUUUUUAAAAAGACUUUACUUUGUAAAGAAAAGCCAAGUGAUGAUAAGAGAGAAGGAAGGUCUUGUUUUGUUUUAAAGUUGUGGAAAGGCUGUUGAGGGGAGUGAUAAAAUGGAAUGAUGGGAAAGGUUGCUCUGGCACCAGCGCUGCGAUAAAUCGCUUCUUUCCCCUGAGCUGCCUGCACAGGAGAGGGAGGCCCUGAGCCAGGCCAGAGGAGCUCCAGCAUCGCUCCUCCAAACACAGCGCCCAGUACCCCCCCGGCUUCGGCCCCGCCUCCAGGCCCCACCCCUUGGCUUUGGGCCCCGCCCCCUCCACCCCUCCGGCCUCACCCGCCCAGAGACACAGAACCGCGACCCAAUUUCUGCACGCCAGCGUCACGGCGACUCCGCUAGCCUUCACCGGCGAGGGAGAGAGGGGAAAAGAAGACAAGCGGUGGAUCACGUCCGUACCCAGGAGGCCUCCCGCCACCUCGCCUCUCCCAGGGAAAAAAUGUGCGUUUAGUCAUCUCUGAAGGCCUUUUCUGUCCGUGCUUUUCCAUUAUGUUUUUUUUUUCCCCCAUUAAUAUCACUUAGUCAUUUUCAAACAUGGAAAAGGCUGUCUGUGUGUGUUUCUCCCGGAGGGACGGGGGUGUGAGAGUCACGUCUCCUGGCGUGGCGCUGCCGUGGGAACGGCGGUGUUUGGCGGUGUUCUCGGCGCGUUCCCGCGAUGCGUCCGCUCGUUGUGAGCGCCCUGCCUGUCUGUACCUCUGUCCGCCGGCCCAUUGGCCGCUGGUUUGGUUUGUUUUUUUUGUUUUUUUUUUAAAUCCGGGUGCGAGUGGUACCUGAAGCCGGCAGCUCCGCGCCCCCGCGCCCCCACGCCCCCGCGCCCCCGAGCGCCCGCAGCCGGGGGACGAAGACUCUCGCAGCUGCGCAGCCGAGCAUUUCGCGCGUGCCUCUGCUGUGCAGUCUGCAGGGUUUCUGUAGCUGCGGGAAAGCUAACGCUCAUUACACAUGAUUCGCUCUGCCGGGCCCCCCUCCAUGUCCUCAGGCUACAAGAGCGGAGUUCAGAUGCUCGCCUCCGCCUCGCCCUUUCCGAUUUGAAUUAAUAAUAAUGUGAUGAGUGUACCCUCUCACUGACCCCCCCGCCCCCCCCCCCUGUUGCCCCCCUCCCAGCCCCUCCCCACCCCUCCAUCUGAAGCACAGGCCUGGGUGUACAAAUUCUUUUCAGAGUAAAUGUUUUAUGUCAGGAGUCCGGAGUGGGGAAAAAUAGAGCAGCAGGAACGCGAGUUUCGCGUUUCAUGGAAGCGUGAUCAACACUCUUCGCUGAGGAGAAUAUGGACUGUGGAGUGUGUGUGUGUGUGUGUGUGUGUCAGGGAUGGCGGGAGGUUGGGGAAUGAGGAAUCAGAAGUACCACCGCAGUCUGAGGACUGCAGAGCGCUUCUGCGUUCCUCACCUAAUGUUCUUCCCAGUCCUCCGUUUCUCAUCAAUUCGCUGGUGUCGCAGCUGUACGGUCAUAUUGGGGAUGUGGCGGAGAAGCUUGCUGUUUGUGUGUCGUUUGUUACCAGUGGGGUUGGGUGUGAUGUUAGUCUGUGCCCAGUGGAUUCCUCUUGAGUAUCCACAGCAAACCGCAGGGCCUUCUCUCCUCUCACACAGCCGGACCUUCUCUCCUCUCACACAGCCGGACCUUCUCUCCUCUCACACGGCUGGACCUUCUCUCCUCUCACACAGCCGGACCUUCUCUCCUCUCACACAGCCGGACCUUCUCUCCUCUCACACAGCCGGACCUUCUCUCCUCUCACACAGCCGGACCUACUCCGUUUUCUCCACCCGCUCGGAGAGCUCUCCGUAUAUCCAUCCACCAGCGCUUCUUUCCUUUUUUUCUUUCCCUGUUAUCUGGACGCGUUCCAGAAACCGUGUGGUGACAUUUUCACACAAAAGGCGUAUGUGCGGGAGGGGUUCGUGAGCGGACGGAAACGUCCGUUUUUUUUUCCCCCGUUUUCUUUCUUUCGCUAUUUUUAGUGGAGCCGAAUGAGCGCGCUCAACGUGCACUUGGGCGCAGUGACGCUCUGGGGACACAUCUGUACGUUAAGCCUGUACAUGGUGCUUUCUCCGGGGGGGGGGGGGCCUGGGGAGCAGCUUCCGGCUCUGUUCUGCUAGUCAGGCGAAACGCCGCUCUCCAAGGCUGCUCUGACGCCUUGCGUCGACAUGGCGGGUUCGCAAUGCCGUCUGUUUCGGCUCAAGGAUCGGCGUUCGCAACACGUUCCCGCCUCCGCCGCGGGAUGUCACCGUGCCACCGGAGCCUCGGAAACAGGACGCGCUCUGAAUUUAGCUUUCCUCGGAAAGGGCUUUCGUCGGAAGCCCAGACGUGCGAAGAUGAAGUGAAUAACUAAUUCGAUCUAGCUGCUCCCUUGGAGACCUGUUUGUGUUCUGUGCCGGCGAGGAUUACCGAUGGCAAGCGUCCUUUUGUCUGUGGAGGUGGACUCCUGCAGGGAUUUGCAUUGUGAGGUGAAAUUUGUCUCCUCGAUACUUUACAGGAAGUGAUGCGCGAGUGCUUUGUAGAGCGGUGGGACAGCCCUUGAGUACCUUGCCCUUGUUUUCUCCGGGACAUGGCUUCCUGUGCAGAAAUGGGCACAGAUGUCAACACUUGAAAUCCCUGCAGUCUGCAAAUAUAAAAUCAUUUCCAAUUAACACAUGUCACGUUCCCACCAGUAAUUGGAUCCAUGGCGAUAAGAAUGUGACUUACGGGUGACAUCCUGGCGCUUGAGGUAGUUCUAAUAAAUUGGCGCUUAGUGGAAACUCUGAUCGUUUCCUGCAUGGUGUAACGCAAUGUGAAAAUCCAUCCAGUAGCAAUUAACAGGCAGGUUAAAUUUAACUGCCGCUUCCUACCGACGGGUUAGCGAGUUAGCGCUCAGAGUGGUGUUGGCCUGCGUGUGUUUCAAACCCUGAACGCCACUUGCUCAGGGGAACUGAACAAGCCUUUGACAAAAACCAAAAUCGCCCUGUCCCUCCAUCCAGAGGGAUAAAAUGGCUAACGGGCGCCAUCUGUUUGAGGAACAAUCGGGAGAGACAGAGAAAGGUUUCUGUAGCAGCUGCUGCUGUCAUAGCGGUUUGUCAUAAAAGACAGAAUUAAGAUUGAAGCUAAGCCUUAAAUCUGUAUGUGGGAGAUCGGCUUAGUGAUUCAAUAUCUCCCCCUGGUGGUCAAGAAUGUCAUACCUUAAUCACCCCCCGACUUUAGCACAUACACAUACAGUUUCCUGCUCACUAAAUCAAGAAGUGUUUUAUUUUGACAGGUGUAAUAUGACCUUGACCUGUACUUAAAGUGCAGCAGUUACUUCAUUAACUUAUGUGCUGAAUGUGCAAAUCUAUAUUUAAUCUCAAGAUUAAAGCUAUAGAACAGCCAGCUGGAAUGUCUCCAUGAUUUCAAAUUCAGUAUGUCUAAUGUUGUUUUAUUUUUUUAAGAAGCUGUUUAAGCAUUUUUUGUGUGUGCGUGUGUGUGUGUGUGUGUGUUUUGUUUUUUUGUCAUAAUUGAGUGGGAUGGAGAGGCUGUGAGUAAUUGUUUCUUCGGGGAAACUGUUGGAUUUUCUUCUAUAGUCAUGUUGCUUCAUCCAUUCAGAGGUAUCGGUGGAUUAGAGGAACGCUGUCCGUUGUUAAACAGGUGUAAUGCGCUGACUGCUAAUAAGAACUGUAGGCAGACCUGCAACUUUCACAUUAAAUUAAAUGGCUUUGAUUGCCUUGUUUGUUACGGCUAACGACGGAUUUCACUUUAAUGAGCUCGGCGCCGCCAACCGCCACCUGUCAAUCCCCUGAUUGCUUUUUGUAAAUCAGUUACUUUGCUUAUAAAACAGACCCUGUAACAACGCAGUGGCAGAGUGAAAAGGAGGUUUAAAAGGGGAAAAAAUGGCAUUUUCCUUUGAAUUCGUUCAUUGUCCAUUGUCAUUUCAUAGGUGUAGUACUGUUAUUUCUAUUUAACCAUUUUUUUUUUUUGAUCACUUAGUGAAAUCUGUUCUCCAGGUGCGAUUGCUCUGAAAUUCCAUCAGUCCAGAUUUUCCGGGGAUGGGUAGCCGCUUAGCUACAUUUUAAUGAGCUGCAGUCUCACCUUAUGUUUCUGCCAAUCCUCUCACCUUUCCUGAGGGAGAAAAAGAAGAUACUUUGUACAGGCGGUGAUUAUCUGUAUUGUUGAAAAUUGUAUUUUUAGAAAUAAAACCUUUUUUCCAAAGA
Anguilla rostrata (American eel) is the source of this 7253-nucleotide messenger RNA. RefSeq names its product ecto-NOX disulfide-thiol exchanger 2 (gene enox2). Gene Ontology annotation, molecular function: oxidoreductase activity; RNA binding. The transcript is spliced from 15 exons. Lineage: Eukaryota; Metazoa; Chordata; Actinopteri; Anguilliformes; Anguillidae. Gene Ontology annotation, cellular component: plasma membrane; external side of plasma membrane. The record is from RefSeq and is a predicted model, not a curated record. Gene Ontology annotation, biological process: ultradian rhythm. The coding region runs from base 572 to 2617 and encodes 681 amino acids.